AUGUUAUCCCAGUUGCGUUCUGCACGUGACUAUGUGUACAUGCCAACAAAUCGGGCAACACUCCAACAAACGCCUGGAACAUGUGAUGUUCGUUGUAGUCAACUUUUGUCCAACUGGCAACGUCAACAACAACCUAAUCAGCAUCAAGGUUAUCUACAAGAUGCAUUUCCUGAGGGCUUAGUCUCCAAUAUGGAUCAACUAUCUGAAAGUAAAUGCAGAAAUUUACCCCCAAAUCUUGUAAAUCCCUUUUUUCAGCAGCAACAACAAACAGGUCAAAAUCGUUUACCGACCGAUCAACUAUUUGAUUUCGGAAAAGUAACGAACCAACAACAGCAGCAAGCACAACAACAAGCAAAUUACCAGCAGCUUAUUUCAGCCCUACUAGCAGCAGCCUCUGUUAAUAAGACUCGAAUGGAAUCACAGUCAGCCCAUGUGACCAACGUUCCGUCUAUGACAAUGGACUCUUCGUAUAGUCAACAAAAAUCCAGCACAUCAAACCGUUGGUCCGACUCUGAACUAACAGUCAAUAAUGCGAAAGAUUUACAAUUCCAGGUGCAGCAACAACAGAUCAGACAGCAGCAACAACAACAAGCGACUGCUGCAGCAGCUGCGGCGGCCGCUGCUGCCGCUGCUAUGGCUGCUAUGCAAUGUUCAGCUAAAUCUUCAACCAAUAUCCCCACAAAUAUCCAAAGGCAAAUUCCCUUGCUGCUUAGUGGUGGUGGUAAUAGCGCUAGUCAAAAACAUCCCUCUCACUUACGUUCAUCUUAUUCAUCUGGAGACGAAUCUUCGGCCUUACGAAUGAUGAAUCCAGCAUCACUGGUCACACCGACAAUGCAAUCACUUCGUAGAUUUUGUACACCUGAUGCAAGUAUGAAUGAGCCGAAACUAUCUCAGUCUUUGCCAAUGCCUCAGCAAUCUAUGAAUACAGUAUCUGAAGCUAUUUCCCUUUCUGAACAAAAUAGUAAAGUACAACGAGCAACACAACAGCUUAUUACAGAGCUAAAUAAAUUUCAAGAUUUAUCUGUUUCUGGUGAGGACUAUGCAAAUUACCAGUGCUUAGAAGCUUUACUAGGACAAACCUCCAGACAGCCGUUAGCACCAGCCCCAUCAGUACAAAUGGAACAUAUUCUUUGUACAGAUCCUGCGGGAACCAGAUCAUCAUAUCCAAGUGAAUCAGCAUACAUUUCUUCUAAAGCUCCUGGACAAUUAAUUGAAGCAGCCUACUCCAAUUUAGAUUCACAAGUUUUGGGUAAUACGAAAGUCCUGUCAGAUAGAUUUGGAGACUUUCUUACUCUGCAAAGUGAACGUUGUUUAUCAACAACUGAGGCUCAGAGUCACCCUACACAAUCUUCUGUAUAUAACUGGGAUACUUCCAAUACUGCGGCUAGAACAGUGAAUUUACAAAAUGUUGAUCGUUCGUCUAAAUCCAAUAACUUGAAUGGCUUAUUUAUAUUACAUGUUAUCGCAGGAAAAGGUUUAAACUCUACUCACAUUAUAGUUAGAGAUCUUUACUGUGUCGUUGAAAUGGAUUCUGUACGUAAGGCUCGUUCUAUGAUACGUACCACUAUUUUACUUUAUCAAUGGGAUCCGCGAACCAAGCAUCGUUUAUGCUUUUACGGUGGAAUUGACUUGAAAAACUUACUUAGUAAACUAACUGCAUCAAGUAGUAUGGCUUCAACAUCAUAUACGCCAACAAGUGAAAUUAUUCUCAGUCCUUCUAUAUCUAUAUUGUCUAAAAAUUUGCAUAAAAUUGCUCUACAGCUUGAACCAAGAGGUGUGUUAUACUUGGAGCUUGGACACAUACCACUGGAUAAAAUAUUUCAUCGUAAUCAACUUAUGCUAAGCACCACUACACUGAAUUCAACAAGUGUUGAUCGUUUACUCUUUGGUGUGUCCAUUGAUGAGUUGAUAGAACGUGAACGUGUCAUCUGUCAAAUUACUGAAUUCUAUUCACCAAAACAAAUAACUUAUCAAAACACAUCGGAUUAUAUGUUUAUUCCACUAUUCAUAAGAAAGUGUGUUGAAGAAAUUGAUAAACGUGGUUCAGAUGUUGUUGGUGUUUAUCGUCUAGCCGGUUCUGUAUGGAUGAAGUUACAAGUCCGUGAAUUGUUCAAUCGUGUUACAAAGUCAACAUUAAAAGCUUUAGUACAUGAAGAUGCCAAAGCGAUUAGAGAUAUUAUACAAUUAGUGGAUCUAUCAGCUCAACGUAUACCUGAUAUUCAUGCAAUCACUGCUGUUUUCAAGGAUUUUCUUCGUGAGCUUCCAGAACCGUUAUUCACAAGUGCAUUGUACCCCAUGUUCUACGAUGCGAUGCAAAUAGCCCUACCAGGAUUUACGCAAAGUGGUGCUAAACUUGUAUUGAAUAUCCUAGACUGCUUACCCGCAAAUAACCAAGAAAUCCUCCUGUAUCUUCUGGAUCACUUUAAACGAUUAACAAACAACUGUGAAGUUAAUAAAAUGGAUACACAAAAUCUGGCAACUUGUCUUGCUCCAGUCCUGUUUUAUCCAUCACCAAAUUCUGCUCGAAGUCUUGAUCCAAAUGUUUUAGAGCCUAGAAAAAUGGCUGAAAUAUUCAAAUUUAUCCUAGAGAUAUGGCCCGAUGAUCGAUCAAGAUCGUAUAAAUUCAACCCAACUGAAUCUUGGAUUUCUCCUUAUUCCCGAAUGCAUAGAUAUGAAGGAUCUAGCCAUCGAGCAUCAAGUGCCAUUAGAUCGACGUUAUCCGGACCAGCUGGAACUGGACUGGGCUAUCGAUCACCACACACAGUGCAAAGAUCUAGUAUUUUAACCGGUAAAGCUGAAUCAGAUAAGUCAGAUUAUGCAGGAAUAAGUCGAAGUGGGAAGAUAAAAUAUGGUAAUGGCUCUAACGGUUCGUCAAGACACGGGAUAACUCAAGAAGAACAUCGAAGACCUAGUCGAGAUCCUCGUCAGACUGUCAGUUUUGGUAAUGCAAAAACAAUAAGAACCCAUUCAGCGCAACGAAAAACUUUAUCUCAAACUGAUAUAAAUCUUGGUAGUGGCCGAGGUUAUUCAGUCGGCUUUGAUUUUAGAGAUCAACAAGCGAUUCCUCCUCCUGACGAGUCUAACAUCCGAGUACAUCCACGUUUUCAAGAUAUACCAACGACGGGUUCUACUGGGACAGACAGUGGAACACGAUCAAGUUUAUCAGUUGGUUCAAGACAACCUUGUCCGGUACCACAUGCUAGCUCAUCAGUAGAUCGAGGAGCACAUAGUGAACUAAUUCGAAGCUCUAGUCAAGAACGCCAACAAUAUGGACGGACUCACAGACUCUCAAGACGCUCUCAUCCUUUCAGUUAG
Messenger RNA from Heterobilharzia americana, 3315 nucleotides. Lineage: Eukaryota; Metazoa; Platyhelminthes; Trematoda; Strigeidida; Schistosomatidae. The record is from the annotation of a GenBank genome assembly.